AAUCAAAAGGUUUAAUUUUAAAAUCCCAUAACUUUUAAGGCCACCACCAUCCAAACAAAUGAAUAGAUUCUCCUAUAUUAUAGCAGUAGUAGAAAAAUUGAUCUGAUUUGAUACAUUUUGUAUCUAUUCUAGUUGCAAUAUGGAAAUCCCAAACUUUCACCUGCAACUCCACGACACUAUUGUGAGUUUCAAUACAACAUUUUCAUCUUUUGUUUUAUCCCCAAUCCAACUAGAUCAUGGAGUAUUAUAAACAAAGUCGAAUCCAGAUGUAUCACACAAGACUCACAAACUGUAAAAUGCAAUUGCUCAAAUAAAUUAUCAAUCAAUUGCUUCUCUCUCUCCCUCUCUCAUCACUUUAUGUUAUAGAAGUUGCUAUCAUCGAUCGCCAUCAUAAUAAAAAAAUCGUGGGGAAAUGGGGACUAUUUCGCGGUGUGAUUCAAGGAAUGAAUUCCAGUUGAGCUACGCAGCAGAAUGCGGCGGAUACAACCCUUCGCAGGCGGCGGUGCAUCACAGCAGCGAAGCUCCGGUGCCGUGCGACUACUUCGACGGCGUCUUCGACUACAUCAAGCAGAUGCUGAUGGAGGAAGACGACUUAGAUCACAGACCCUGCAUGUUCCAUGACUGCUCCGCUCUCCAAGCCGCCGAGAAAUACUUCAGCGAUGCCCUCGGCGACAGAGCCUCCUCGCCGCCACCGCCGCCGCUCGAUUUCGGCGGAUCUGCAUCCGGUAAUUUUCCUCCGUGCUCCGACAUCGUCAGGGAUGUUUCCACGAUCUCCUGCGAUUUAGAUUGGCUGGCAGAGAGCCGCGCCGUCGUCGUCGAUUCCAAUCUACCCGAUCAGGAUUCUAGAAACUUCCAUCAAGUUCUUGGGGAAAGAAGGCGAAACUCUUCGGAUGACGCCGCCGCCGCAGUGAAGAAAACUCGCGACCGCGGCGACAGCGAGGAAGAGCGGAGGAGCAAGCAAUUCGCAGGGUAUGCAGAGGAGUCGGUGCAACUGGACAAGUACGACAAAAGCUUGCUCUGUCCGAAGCUGAACCCCCGAUUCUACGACGACUCCCCGCCUUCCCUAGAUGAAGACGACGACGACGACAGCGAGGAGGAAAGCAAAAAGCAGUACAGAAAGACGAAAGAGGUGAAACGAGGCAGACCCAAAGGCAGCAAGAAAAACCGCAAAGUAAGCCAAGUUGUGGAUCUCCGCACCCUCCUCACCCGCUGCGCCGAAGCCGUCUCCACCUUCAACGCCGCUGCCGCCCAAACUCUCUUGAAGCAGAUCAGAAACCACUCCUCCCCCUACGGCGAUCCCAACGAGCGAUUAGCACACUGCUUCGCCAACGCGCUCGAAGCCCGAAUGUCCGGCACCGGUUCCGCACUAUACACGGCCUCCGCCGCCAGGUCCAUUCCGGCGGCGCAGCUUCUCAAAUCGUAUCAAACCUACGUGACGGCAUGCCCCUUCAAGAGAAUGUCCAACAUUUUCGCAAACAAAUCCAUAGGAAAAUUAUCCAGAGAAGCAACGAAGCUCCACAUCAUAGAUUUCGGGAUUCUAUACGGCUUCCAAUGGCCUUGCAUCAUCCAUGGCCUCUCGCUGAAGCCGGGAGGGCCUCCGACGCUCAAGAUCACAGGGAUCGACUACCCUCAGCCGGGGUUCAAGCCGGCCGAGAGAGUGGAGCAGACGGGGCGGCGCCUGGUGGAGUGCUGCAAGAGAUUCAACGUCCCCUUCGAGUACAAAGCCAUCGCCGAGAGGUGGGAUGAUGUAGGGUUGGAAGAUCUAGAGAUAGAGAGAGACGAAAUGGUGGUGGUGAACUGCUUGUACAGGCUGAGGCACACCGCGGACGAGUCGGACGGCGUGAACAGCCAGCGCGACGCGGUGCUGAAGCUGAUCAAGAGAAUAAACCCCCAAGUGUUGGUCCAUGGAGUGGUGAACGGGAGCUACAACGCGUCCUACUUCCCGACGAGGUUCAAGGAGGCGCUGUUCCACUACUCGUCGGCGUUCGACAUGAUGGAGGCGACGCUGCCAAGGGAGGAUGAGGACAGGCUGCUGUACGAGAGGGAGGUGUACGGGCGGGAUGUGAUGAACGUGAUCGCGUGCGAGGGUCCACAGAGGCUGGAGAGACCCGAUACUUACAAGCAGUGGCAGCUCAGGAAUCAGCGGGCCGGCUUCCGCCUGCUUCCUUUGAACCGGGAAAUCGUGGAGGAGGUGAGGGCCAAAGUCAGAUCGGAUUACCACUCUGAUUUUCUGUUGGAGGAAGAUGGUGGGUGGCUGCUGCAAGGCUGGAAAGGCAGAGUUAUGUACGCGCUCUCUUGUUGGAAAACUUCUAACUGAUUUUAUCUAAACACAACUCUCCCACACACUUGCUCAGUUGGACUGCCCCUUACCUAAUGCCCAAAUAAAUUGAUGAGAAAAAUUGAGCCCAUUUUGGGUUUCGCAGGAACAGAUCAUAUAAAUAUGAAUUAUUCGCACUUACUUUUUCA
Molecule: messenger RNA, 2466 nt
Organism: Salvia miltiorrhiza (redroot sage)
Lineage: Eukaryota; Viridiplantae; Streptophyta; Magnoliopsida; Lamiales; Lamiaceae
Product: scarecrow-like protein 9
Exons: 1
Coding region: 413-2317 (634 amino acids)
Biological process (GO): regulation of DNA-templated transcription
Cellular component (GO): nucleus
Molecular function (GO): sequence-specific DNA binding; DNA-binding transcription factor activity
Source: RefSeq, a predicted model, not a curated record